GUGAGGAUUUCCCCUGUGUUAACCCUGGAGGACAGAGCCAGCUCAGUACAGGGAAGACAGACUCUACAGGUGUGUACAAAAAAAAUAGACAAUUAUUUUAGUUUUGCACAAUCCAACAGUGCAGGAUGUGAAGGAAGUGCAGCAGUGGGAUUAAAUAGGUGGUGUAUUAAAGUAGUUCUCCUCAGAGCCACAGCUAAUGACUCCCAGACUGGCACUAAAAGAAAGAAAUCUGACAAAAAGAGAAUAACAAAGUACUGUGUAUUCUGCACAAAGAUGUCAACCUGAGAAAGUUUCACCACCAGGGCAGAAUGGGACACCCGAAUGUGCCACUCAUGUACACCUACGCCCGUUCCCACAAGGAUAAACACAGAUCUGGUCAACUGCAACCCUACACACCAAACGACAACCUGAACAACGCCUUAGGCUCUAUCAGAGUGCUUGGUUUGGAACUGAUCGCAGAUGAACUUAAACCACAUCUGAACACAGUGCUAAUCAACAUUAAGGCAAAAAGAACGAAAGGUGCUGCUGAGCAGGUAGUGAUCAGUGGGAUCUUGCCAAUUCUGGCCCUGUCUCUGAGGAGCAGGGGGCCCCUUUCUCCGCUGACAGCAAAACUGGUAGCUGAACUCGCAAAAGAAUCUGUGGUUCGUAAAGGUUUCAGUGACGCGGGUUUGGUUACGGCUUUGCUGUCUGUACUGACCAGUCCAGACCAAGAACUGCUCCUUCACGCUGUAAGAGCCAUCUCACGCAUGUCCUAUGACAGCUCUAAGCUUCAGGAACUGUUGCUACGUCGAGGUGCAGUGGCUCGUCUUGUUGCCAUCCUGCUCCGUUUCCCUGGGAAGGAAGUUCUGGAGGAAGUGUGCCUUCAGGGGCUCUGUAACCUCAGUGGCAUGGGAGUGGGAGAGGAGGCGGGCAUGGUCUGGGAGAGGUGUGCGUCUGUGAGGCCAGGAGAAUUGGUUUUUCAUGGCGUUUCUCCUCACACCUGCGGUGUGGCCUCCUCUGUGACUCUGGUGUGCGUGUCUCAAAAGGCGCCGGGUCAAUACGCGGUCAACAUCGAGGUUUUCCAGCGCUGCUCCUCCUCUUUCUGGAGCUUUCACAGGAACAAACGGAACACUCGUUGGUUCCCGUUCUCCAGUUUGGGAAGCUGUUCAAAUCUGUACAAGGUGAUUAAAUUCUCUACGAGGAAUGUUCCCCAAACUAAAAGUCUGAAGACUCGCGUGUUCCACACUUUCCUCUGACAGCUUAAAUACCAUGUUAUAAAGCUUUACUGCAGACACAGGUCCAUAUUAUAGCUACAUCACACAGUAUAUAAAGGUAUAAAAAAGGCAAUUCAAACAUACAUAAUAAUUCCAUAAUCGCCUAUAGGAUACAAGCUAUUGUACCAAUGCUACAAUACAACCUGGUGUUAUAGUUAAAUAAAAGGGGAUUAUACAGUCUGUGUAAUUGCACCACCAAGUUUUGGUAGGCUACACACCAAAACAUCAGGGGAAUGUUUACACACCACAUUUACAUUAUUAGUGUUUAGGACCCCCUUGAAAAUAAGAUGCUACAUCCUAAGGGGCCAUCCUUUCCAUACAAUUCUAAUGAAAUGCUACUAAAUGUCUCUUGGGUACU
This is a messenger RNA of Etheostoma cragini (Arkansas darter), 1611 nucleotides long. RefSeq lists its product as uncharacterized. The record is from RefSeq and is a predicted model, not a curated record. The coding region runs from base 309 to 1235 and encodes 308 amino acids. Gene Ontology annotation, biological process: positive regulation of GTPase activity. The transcript has 5 exons. Gene Ontology annotation, cellular component: cytosol. Lineage: Eukaryota; Metazoa; Chordata; Actinopteri; Perciformes; Percidae. Gene Ontology annotation, molecular function: protein binding; guanyl-nucleotide exchange factor activity.